AUGCUGAGCGUGCUGCUGCUCCUGGGGGGCCUGGCCCCCGCCCUGCCCGCUGGUCCCCACGGGCAGCAGCACUGGCACGAGGGACACCCGGAGUGCGGGGGCCGGGCACAGUCACCCAUCGACAUUGGCACGGCGUGGGCACAGCCGGACCUGUCCCUGCCGCCGCUGCAGCCCGAGGGCUACGAGCACCCCGAGAGCCCCCGGCUGACCCUCGCCAACAACGGCCACACCGCCGUGCUGGCCCUGCCACCGUCGCUGCGGCUCCGGGGGCUGCCUCACACCUUCACUGCCGUACAGCUCCACUUCCACUGGGGCCGGCCCGGCCACGCCGCCGGCGCUGAGCACCUGCUGGACGGGCACCGCGCCCCCGCCGAGAUGCAUGUGGUGCACUUUGACGCCGAGCGUUUCACCGACGCCAGCGCGGCGCAGCAGCACCCCGGCGGGCUGGCCGUGCUCGGCGUCCUCCUGGAGGUGGGAGAUGACCCCCACCCCGCCUAUGACAACAUCCUGAGGCACCUCGGCAGCAUCCGCUACGCAGGGCAGACAGUGGCCAUCCCCAGCUUCAGCAUCCGGGACCUGCUGCCCGUGCACCUCGAACGCUACUACCGGUACAACGGGUCCCUGACCACCCCACCCUGCUUCCAGAGCGUCCUCUGGACCCUCUUCCCGCAGCCCGUCCGCAUCAGCCGGGCCCAGCUGGAGCAGCUCCAGGGAAGCCUUUACUCCACGGAGGAGGCCGAGCCGGAGGAGCCCCAGCUCCUGGUGGACAAUUUCCGAGCCCCGCAGGAGCUGAACCAGCGCCUGGUGCUCUCGUCCUUCCCCAGGGAGCCAGAAGGAUAUUCCACAGGUGAGAUCAUCGCCAUCAUCUUCGGCGCAGUCGCCGGCUGUGUCGGCCUCUUCCUCGCCGCCUACUUUGGGGCCAAACGGAUGCGGUGAGACCCCCCCACCCCCUCCGAGGGACCCCCACUGCAGGGGGCCCCGAGCUCCAUGGAGAGACCCCCUCCCCACCCUGGUUUCUGCCCCAGCAGUGCGAGGCGGGCGCAGGCACAGGACGUCGUGUUCAAGGCCUCCUCCCGCCGCUCCCCCAUGGACACCGGGCACUCCCGCUGA
Messenger RNA from Sturnus vulgaris (Common starling), 1110 nucleotides. NCBI's taxonomy places the organism in Eukaryota, Metazoa, Chordata, Aves, Passeriformes, Sturnidae. The record is from RefSeq and is a predicted model, not a curated record.